Molecule: messenger RNA, 9846 nt
Organism: Thelazia callipaeda (thelaziosis nematode)
Lineage: Eukaryota; Metazoa; Nematoda; Chromadorea; Rhabditida; Thelaziidae
Source: the annotation of a GenBank genome assembly
AUGGUAGAACAUGGCCUUUUUCCUACAAUUUUCAAUUUGGCAACAAAUGCGCUGAUAAAAUCUGAUGCGACAUGUGGGCAGCAUCAUCGAGAAAUUUAUUGCAAAUUAGUAGAACACGUCUUCAAUAGGCAACCUCAAUGUGAUGUAUGUGACGCAAAUGACGUCAAAAAACGUCAUCCAAUUGAGUUCGCAAUUGAUGGUACUCGCCGUUGGUGGCAAAGUCCAUCAUUAGCGAAUGGACUUGAAUACGAACGGGUCAAUAUUACAAUUGACCUGCGACAGGAAUACCAAGUGGCGUACGUGAUUGUGAAAAGUGCGAUUGCUCCACGUCCUGGGACUUGGGUACUGGAAAAAUCUCUCGAUGGCGUUACUUACCAACCAUGGCAAUAUUACGCUGUUAGUGAUGCAGAAUGCAUGCGACAGUUUGGUAUACCUGCAACCAUUGGUGUUCCAAGAUUUACACGUGAUGAUGAGGUAAUUUGCACAUCAUACUAUUCAAAACUUGAUCCACUUGAAAAUGGUGAAAUUUAUACAUCGCUCGUUAAUGGAAGACCAACUGCUGAAGCCGCAUCUGAAACUUUGCAGCAGUUCACACGAGCUCGAUACGUACGCUUACGUCUGAUGAGUUUAAGAACAUUAAAUGCCGAUUUAAUGAUUAUCAAUCGUCGUCAUAAGAGUCAUAGAUUAGAUCACUCAGUUACAAGACGUUACUUUUAUGCUCUUAAAGAUAUCAGUAUCGGUGGUCAGUGCAUCUGUCAUGGACAUGCUGAGAGUUGUCGACCUGACCCAGUGACUGGACAGUCACGCUGUGAGUGCCGCCAUAACACGUGUGGUGAAUCUUGCGGUCAGUGUUGUCCACUCUUUAAUCAACUUCCGUGGCGUCAAGGAACACAGUCCGAUCCUCAUAUAUGUCAACCUUGUCAGUGUUUCAACCACGCGACUCACUGUGAAUACGAUGAAGAAGUGGAACGUUUGGGUUUAAGCGUCUCUCCAGAGGGCAUCUUUGAAGGUGGUGGAAGAUGUAUUCAGUGUCAGCAUAAUACUGAUGGAAUAAAUUGUGAGCGCUGUAAAUGGACGUACUUUCGACCUUCGGGUGUCACGCAUUACCGCGAAGAUGCAUGUCAACCAUGUGAUUGCGACUCUAUCGGUUCCGAACAUAACAACUGUGUUCGAGAUGAGACAAGUGCUGUUGGAGAUCAGAAACCAGGCGAUUGCAUCUGCAAGCCAGGAUUUGGUGGUCGGCGCUGUGAUGUAUGUGCUUCUGGGCAUCGCAACCAUCCAACGUGUGAACCGUGUCCAUGCAGUCGUUCAGGUUCACUCAACUUUGAUUCUUGCGAAGAAGAGAGUUGCAUUUGUAAAGCCAAUGUUGAAGGUCUUUUUUGUGAUCGAUGCAAGAAAGGUACAAUCAAUUUGGAUGUAAAAAAUCCAGAUGGUUGCCAGCCGUGUUUCUGUUUUGGUCUCAGUAAAGAAUGUCAUGAAAAGCAGUGGAGUCGAGGACAGAUUAAAAGCAGUAAAGGUUGGAUGCUUACUGAUUUACUAGGGGAAAAAGUUGAAGAACCAAAAUUAGAAGCUGAAGGAGUACUUAUGUACAAUAGUAACGAAGAGAAAAGCAAGAAGCUAGUCUACUGGAAAGCACCAAAAGAAUUGAAUGGAAAUUUGCUAAACAGUUAUGGUGGAUACUUGCAAUAUUAUGUAUAUUUUGUACCAAUGGAUGAUAAGAAAGGCAGUACACCUAUUGCUGAUUUUAUUAUAGAAGGAAAUGGGGUGAAAUUGGAGUACCACAGCGAGCAAGAUUUCUUUCCGAGGGAAAAUAUUAGCAUACAAAUACCAAUGAAAGAAGGUAAAGGAUGGUAUAAUUCUUAUAUGCGCACUAGUGUUGAUAAGCUGGAUAUGAUGCGAGCUUUAGCUGAUGUUAAUACAAUGAUGGUCCGCGCUUUGUACAGUGAGGACCAAAUACAGUCAAGCAUUUAUGGGAUGACAUUAGAUACAGCAGUAGAAGCUAAAAGUGAAAUGGAGAGCAACUUAAACAGUACUUCAGCAGUUGCUCAAUUUUCUGAUGUGCUCAUGCGAGGUGUUGAAGUGUGUGAAUGUCCUGAAUACUAUGCUGGUAAUAGUUGUGAGCGAUGCAUUUCUGGAUAUAGGAGAGUAAAUAAUCAGUUGUAUGAUGGACAUUGCGAGAAAUGCAAUUGUGAAGGACACUCAGAUGAGUGUGAUCCGUUCACAGGUGAUUGUAUCAACUGUCAACACAAUACAACUGGUCGUCGAUGUCACUUGUGCUUGUCUGGACACUAUGGAAAUCCUUCAUUAGGAUCUGAACUAGGACAAUGUCAUCCAUGUGCUUGUCCAACAAUUGAAAAUAAUCAUUCAUCACAAUGUACUUUAACUCAAUUAGUAGUUGGCACAGCAGCCGCUUACGGGGAAGACUCUUACGUGUGUACAGCUUGUGAGCAAGGCUAUGAUGGCAAUAAAUGCGAAAUUUGCGCUGAUGGCUUCUACGGAAAUCCUCUGGCGAAGAAUGGAAGCUGUGAGUUAUGUGAUUGCAGUGGUAACAUUGACCCAAUGGCAAUUGGAAAUUGUGAUCGAGAAACGGGCAAAUGUCUGAAAUGCAUUUAUAACACAGCAGGAGAACACUGCGAAGAAUGUAAAGAGAAUCAUUGGGGGGAUCCUAUGGAUAAGUCAUGCCGCCCUUGUGGAUGUCAUUUAAAGGGUGCACAAUCAGCCAUUUGCAACAUAUCUACCGGUGCUUGCCAAUGUCAUGAAAACUAUGUUGGCAUGCAGUGUGAUCGCUGCAAGGAUGGACACGGUGACAUCGACAAUAUGUGUCCUCCUUGUAAUUGUAACAUGACAGGUUCUUUCAGCAGCCAAUGUGAUGAAGUAUCUGGUCAAUGUGCUUGCAAGAUGGGAGUGUUUGGGAAGCAGUGCAGUAUGUGCCGCGCGAGUUAUUUUAAUUUCUCCGAAAAUGGUUGCCAAUUUUGUCACUGCAAUGCAUUUGGUGCUGUAGAUGAUGGCCGAUGUGAUAAUAUCACCGGAAAAUGUGAAUGUCGUCAAAAUGUUGAUGGAAAAAUGUGUGAAAAAUGUAUGGAUGGUUACUUUAACAUCUCAAGCGGAAAUGGUUGUCUGGAAUGUGGUUGCGAUCCAUUGGGUUCAGAAGGCAUUCAUUGCGAUACAGAUACUGGCCAGUGCAUUUGUAAGUUUGGAGUAACGGGUCUUAAGUGUGAUAAAUGUAGUCCAAAUCAUUUUGGGUUAGAUUCAACAGGUUGUAAAGAAUGCCGUGAAUGUCCAGCACCUGGUCAUGUGUGUGAUCCGAUUGAUGGGGAAUGUGUUUGUCCACCAAAUACAGUUGGUGAAAUGUGUGAGAACUGUAGUCUAAGUUCAUGGAAUUACGACGCAUUGAAAGGUUGUAUACCAUGUGAGUGUUCCGAUAUUGGAGCAGAUGGUCCUAACUGCAAUCCCGAAAAUGGGCAGUGCCAAUGUAGAACUGGUUUUGUCGGCCUAAAGUGUGAUCAGUGUAUCCAUGGUUAUUUCAAUUUCCCAAAAUGUAAACCUUGUAAUUGUGACCGUGCAGGGACUGACCCCUUUACAUGCAAGGAUAAUUCUUGUAUAUGCGAUGACCAAGGACAAUGCACCUGCAAGAAAAAUGUAAAAGGAUUGAAAUGCGAUAGUUGUGACGCUUAUAGCUUUAGCUUAGAUGAAAGUAAUGAAUUCGGUUGCACGGAUUGCUUUUGCUUUAAUCGUACUAAUUUUUGCGUGCAAGGAAGCUUUAUCUGGCAGCAAAUUUAUGCUUCAGACCGUCAGGUUACUUUCUCAGAGCCGUGGGAAUAUUAUGCUCGUAGAUAUAACGUGAACGUACUGAAAGAAUAUCCAGCAACAUAUAACAGUUAUCCAACAGAUAUCACACCACUUUAUUGGCCACUUCCACGUAGUUUCUUAGGUGAUCGUACGACAUCUUACAAUGGUUUUAUCCGUUUUUCUAUCAAAAAUGAUGAUAAUCGUCGCAAAAUACAAAAUGUCUUACCUGAUGUGAAACACUUCCGUUUUUUCCCUCAAGUUGGUAAUCAUCGCAUAAUUUUGGAACAUUUACCUCAAGAAGUGAACCAAAUGGGCCGUUAUAAAGUUCGAUUGCAUGAAAGUCAAUGGCGUUCUCGAUUAAGUCCUGAAGUUCCCGUGACACGUAAACAACUAAUGAUUGCUUUGCAAAAUCUGCAAGCCAUUUACAUUAGAGCAACCUAUAAUUAUCCAUUCACCGGUGACACAGCAUCCCUUCACGAGACAAGUAUGGAUGUUGCAGUGUGGGAAAAUGCUACUGAUGCAAUGAGUAAAAUGGCAAUUGGCGUAGAACAAUGUGAGUGUCCUCAAGGUUAUUCUGGGAAUUCCUGUCAAGAUCCCGCGGAGGGCUACUGCCGGAAGAGACAACCGGAUUUCCUAAAUAGUGUCGAUGAUUUAGCUUUAGUUGGGGGACCACAGCCAUGUGCAUGUAAUGGACAUUCCUCAACUUGCGAAGCGGAAACUUGUCGAUGCACUAACUGCGAGCACAAUACCUAUGGUGAUUAUUGUGAGCUUUGCAAGCCAGGAUAUUACGGAGAUGCAUUAGUGGGUGAUAUAAAUGGAUGUUCAAAGUGUGCUUGUCCAUUGCUCGAAAAUAGCUUCAGCGACACGUGCGUAGGUACAAAUCAAGGACGUGGAUAUAUUUGUGAUGCUUGCAAACUAGGAUAUACUGGCGUAUACUGUGAAACUUGCUCUACAGGUUAUUACGGUGACCCCAAUGAAGUAAAUGGUACAUGUGAAGAAUGUGCAUGUCAUGAAUACGGCUCCGUUCAUGGAAAAUGUCAUCCGGUAACAGGACAAUGUGAAUGCCAACAAGGUGUAACUGGUCGGGAUUGUUCUCUGUGCAAAGCUCGACAUGCAUUUAUUCAAGGCGUUUGUACUUCAUGUGAUCAAGGUUGUACUGUUGAUCUGAUGAACGAUAUAGAUGAAUUGGAAAUAAUUAUGGCAGAACAGAACUUUACAAAUUUACGACCAGUUCCAUGGAAACGUGUUGCCAGAAUCAGUAAUACUACAAAAAAUUUGCGUUUUAUCGUUGAUUCAGAAUAUGCGGAAGGAAGUGUGGAGGACAAAGAUGCAUCUAAGGCUAAGAUAGGCGUAGAAGAUGAUUUUUUAAGCGAAAUAAAUGCAUUGUUGGAACAAACAACAUUUCUACACGAAAGAAGUAAUAAAUCGAAAAGUGCGGUUCAAGCACUAAUUACGAAAACAGAUAAAUUAUCAAACAAAAUUCAAGAAAAAGAUAAAAUAAUUCGGGAAGUUGCUGAUCAGCUUCGACAUUAUAUAGCAUAUGGAUUUGGCAAGCAAGAUAGUAAACAGAUCAGUAUUUGGAUCAACGACUCAAAUAAUUUGCUGAAAGCUGUGAAAGAUCGCGGAGUGUACAUUGAAAAACGUUAUAAUCGUGGAAAUACUGAUUCAGAGAAAGCUCAAGAUUUGUUGAAAUUAAUCACUUCACACGCGUUAAACGAUACAUCCUUUGUGGAAUUACGUGAACGUUUAAACGAUUUCACCCAAUGGCUUGAUGAUUAUCGAGAUACUAUUUGGGAUAGUGCUCGUCAAGAUACUAUUUCUGCGGAUAAAAUUUCAGCUGUUGUGGCAAAACGAGUGGAUCGCUUUAAUGCAGUAAAAGCUAAUAUCACCGAAUUGCUAGGCAAGGCAGCAGAUGAAUUGAGUGAAGCAGAAAAUGAAGUGGCUGUAGCCAAAACUGAAAAAAUCUUGAAUAUAUUUGAUGAUUUCAAGUAUAUCAAUGAAACAUUAUUACCACAAUUGCAUGAAAUAACGGGUAGGUGUCGUGCAGAAGCAGACAAAUAUGGACAAUUACUGGAUGAAUAUCAUAGGGAGUAUGUUGAAGCUAGUGAACAUCACGCAAGUGAACUUGACGAAGAAGCGAUCAAACUCAGAAACUCUUUUGCUGAUACCAAAAACGCAGCAGCUGAUCCACUUCGAGCAUCUAACGCUUACAAAGAAAUAGCAGAAGCUUUACGAAAUGCAAGUAAAGCAGCAGAAGAAGCAAAGAAAGCUGCAGAAUUUGCAUACGUAGAUGCUGAUCCCAAAUCAGAAACAUCGAUGGUUAAUGAAGCAAUACUAGCUAAAAAUGGUAGUAUCAGUAUUGAGCAUGAAUCUAAUGAACUGAGCCUGAAGGAAUUGCAGAAGCAACAUUCUGAUGCAAAAAUGGCAAUAACCAGGCUAAAUGAAACAUUGCAGAAUGCUUUAAAACGAAAACUAGCAAUAAGUGAGCAGUAUCAGACGUUUGAUGAUCAACAUGAUCGAAUGAUGGGUUUGAUGAGUGUAGCUGAAGAUUCCGAGAAACGAUCCAAAGCAGUUCAUCAAAGCAUACAGCAAAUAUUUACCGAAGUUAAUGCCAUGAAUGAUGCUGUAUCAAAAGUUAAAGGUUUCGCUGGUGAAGGCAUUCGAAAUAUUACUGAUGAUGUGCGUGAAGCUAAUCGAGGAGCGCAAGAAGCUAUGAAAAAAGUCUCUGAAGUAAAAAAGCAAACUGAUGGAGAUUCGAAACGAAUCAGUAUUCUGGGUGAACAGAUUAAAUUACUUCAAGAAAAAAUCAAAGAAGCACGAGAGAAGGCAUCUCGAAUUCGAAUUUCGAUGAAAUCUGAUGAAGAGGGCACCUGUCAUCGAGCAUUUGUCUCUCCUGCACAGAUGGCACCAUCAAAUGUUUUUACUAUCAAGUAUCGUCCAUUGCGUGAUGUACCUGAUUCUUUAUUAUUUUUAAUGAAAACAAAAGCCAAACGUACACAACAGUCAGAAUACAUUACUAUGGAAUUACGGAAUCGCCGUAUUGUUGUCCAGUGGGACAUCGGUGCAGGAAUUCGAAUGGCUACCAAUACACAUACCAUUAAUUACAUUGCACCAAGUGAUCGUACCUCCUGGUAUCACAUUAUGCUAAAAAGAUUUGGAAAUUCAGUAACGUUGACCGUAUCACUCAAACAUACAAUAAGUGGUGAGGGUGAGCGAACAAUUGGUGAGCCAACUACUGUUGUAGUAGGUCAACCUGAUGAAUCUGAUAAUGUUAUCUUCAACACUGUGCCAGGUGAAACACUGAUACAAUUCGGUGUUGACGAAGAACUUUCAAAAGAACUUGGGCUAGCCACCAAUAAAUUCUUUGGUACUAUUGGCGAAUUUACGGUUGACGGAGAAAGUUUGCCACUUUGGGCAUUUGCGAAAAGUAGCAGAACUUGUGAGGGGGAUUUCGCGGCACCUGAAAGUCAGGCUCUUGGAUAUAUGUUCCGCAAUGGUUUUGCUCAGGUUCGACUGCCCUCUUCAGAAAGACCAAGUGGUGCGCAAGUUUCUGUGAUUUUCUCAGCUUACUCACCUGAUGGCUUGCUGUAUUUCCGAGGCAGUCAAAUGAAUGGUGACUUCAUCAGUUUAGAGCUUCGGGAAGGACAUGUUCUCUUCAAGAUUAAUUUGGGAAAUGAAUCAUAUGCAAUGGUCAAAUCAAAAAAAUCAACAUAUGCUGAUGGACGUUCACAUACAAUACGUGCCAUAAGAAAUUAUGAUAAAAUCCAUCUACAAGUUGACAGUGAAAGUGAUCGUUCCUUAGAGAUAAUACCAGGUCAAAAUACAAUGCUAAAUAUCAAUGGUGACGAUCAUUUUGUUGGUGGCAUACCGCCAGAUUUCAAUGUUACGUCUUUCCGACGAUUUCAUAUUCAUUGGAGUGGAUUUUUCGGUUGCAUUCAAUCUGUUCGGCCUUCUCAGGUAGCAGAACUGGAUCUUGAUAAUCCCAUUCGUUCGCAGCGUAAAUUACGAGGAUGCAUGUUUAACAGUGAUGAAAGGUUAGAGCCAACUGAUCGAGUUGUUGGAUUCAUUCAUCCAGGCUAUCUAGUACUUCGUGGUAUACAACUUACGGAUAAUUCUAUAUUAGCAUUUGCAUUUCGAACAAAAACUGCAAAUGCUACAUUAUUGUUCCAGUCAAGCGAGCUGAAAGCACCUCAAAAACUUCGUAAAAUCAGACAUUCCGAUGGAAUCGGUUACUUGGCAUUUUAUCUUUAUCGUGGCUACUUGGUAGUUCAUUUCGGUACCGAUUCGUCCCAAAAAAGUAAGGUGCUUACUUUAAGAUCAGAAACAACAUAUAACGAUGGACAACUGCACUCUGUUUUCUUUACUCGUUUUGAAACCUUAGUUCGACUUCGAGUUGAUGACCGAGAAGUAGCUUCUGGUACACUCGGAGAUCAGAAUGUAAUCGGAAGCAUAUCAUCACAGCUUUUUAUUGGUGGAUUUCCGGAUCGCGUAAAGCCAUCAGCUAAUGAAAUGCCUGUUGCAGAGCCUAUGAUUGGAUGUGUAGCGAAUAUUUUUGUCGAUUUUCAACUUGUUUCAAUAAUUCCUGAAAUGCACAAGGCUUUAAUUGGCAUUUGUCCAGUAGAACAAAUUUUCUCAUCUCAAAAAUCAGAGCAUGCAGUGCAUUCAGAAGCACUACAAGAAUACGAAGAAAAUGUUUUCAAUCAGAAAGCGUCAAAACUUGCUUUGCACCACAGUGAACCAACACUUGCCAUCUUAAAAGAUCGUUUGCAUGCAGAUGGUUUAGAAUCCACAAAAGAAGCUAUGGAAGAUGAGAAAAAAGAAGUGAAUAAAGCGGAAGAAUCUGAAGCUUCUACUUUCACUAUAAGUCGGACUACCAUUGAAUCAACAGUCAAAAAUACCAGCCUUUCUAAUUUCGAUGAUAACUCAGAUUUCGAUCCGAAAAAGUGUGGUACAAAUCGUUUAGCUGAGCAAGAUGGAGAAAAUGCAGUGCAAUACGGGCUCGCUGAAGCAAGUCAUUCUAGACUCAUUUUCGAGAGUGAUUAUCCAGACGUGAACCAAUUCAAACUUGCAUUUUCAUUCCGCACUAUGUUAUCAAACGGAAUGCUAUGGAUUUGGGCUAAUUAUAAUAAUUACACACGUUAUUUUCAAUUAAACAUAAUCAACGGAUUGUUGCAGUUUGAGGCUCGAGGACGUAAUGAGCCGAAAAUAAUGAUAUAUAAAUCAGCUAAAUUGAAUGAUGGAAAAUGGCAUAGUGUGAAUGUGUUAAAGCAAGAACAAGAAAUUCUUGUAAAGGUUGAUCGUAAUGCAGCACAGUACAUGAAAGAUGCACCAAAUCCAAAAGUGAUGCGUAAACGGAUGUAUGUUGGAGGGGUAAUUUCACGACAUCGUAAACAAUUUAACUUGACAGUUCCACCAUUUUCAGGAUGCAUCAGAAACUUUGAGGUAAACAAUAUUCAACGAGAUUUGUUAGAAAAAAGUCGUGAUGUAUUGCCAUGCACAGUUAGUUCCACUUCAGCAUAUGUUCAUGAAGGCGGAUAUAUGAUUUUUGGGUCGUUAAAAACUGCUAGUCAGCGUGAAAGUAUUCAUAUUUCUGUGCAAGUUCGUCCUGCUGUGGGAGAUGGCCUCAUUUUCGGUCUAAUGACUACUAAAGAUUCAGAAAAUGCUCGAAUUUCGAUCUAUCUUAAAAAUGGCUUUGUGACUUUUGAACUUGUUUACGAUGAUGAACGUCAUGAUUUGAGAUAUAUUUCUAAGCAAGAUUUAUGUGAUGGUAAUUGGCACAAUAUUUCACUUACCAUAUCACACUCGCAUGUAGUUAUUAUCACUAUAGAUACGCACCGAGAGCGUUUAUUUUCGAAAGCGAGUUCUGAAUCUGUGGAGUUUUUCAGAAGUUUGCCAAUAUACAUCGGUGGAGUUACAGCUCCAUCAACGUCAAAAACUGGAGUAUUGUCACUGAUUGGUUGUUAUCGGAAUCUUCAAAUGUACGGAAAAUCGAUAGCCCUCAGAAAUGCCAAAAAAUUGAACAAAGUUCUCCUCAAUAGUUGCCCAUUUAUGGAUUAA